Messenger RNA from Suillus subalutaceus, 1991 nucleotides. RefSeq names its product peptide N-acetyl-beta-D-glucosaminyl asparaginase amidase A-domain-containing protein. Lineage: Eukaryota; Fungi; Basidiomycota; Agaricomycetes; Boletales; Suillaceae. The record is from RefSeq and is a predicted model, not a curated record. The coding region runs from base 127 to 1839 and encodes 570 amino acids. The transcript has 12 exons.
GAUCAUCCUGCGAAAUAAAUGAUGUUGAUGGGUAACAACAUGAUUUUGGUCUCCACGUGUACAGGGAGAGUGUGUCCACUGCUUCCCACUGCUACCUGACACUAGCUGCAAUCAACGCUGUCGAAGAUGAGAGCAUUCGCACCACUGGCAGGUGUAUUGCUUGCCGCGCUCUCCAGUGCUCAGGUGCUUGUCGAUUUCCAAGUCGCUGAACCGCCUCCGGUUCCAAACGGUGGGCAACAAUGCACGAUGAUGAUUCUGGAGCGCACAUUUGGGAACUCAUACGGAGAUCCAGAGAUCGUCGAGUACACUCCGCCGACUGAUUGCGGGGCGGUCGGUUCCUGGGCAGCAGUAACACUCAACUUCACAGUGACAUCAAACGGGACCCAGUAUGACCGCCUUGGAAUCUUCACGUUCCAGAACACGGAAAUUUGGCGCACUUCAACUCCAGAGCCGACCGAAAAUGGUAUCAUUUGGACUUACACGAAAGAUGUCACUCGCUACAUCCCCUUGUUCGACAAGCCCGGAACUUUUAUUCUCGAGCUUGACAACGUCGUCACCUCCACUGACACUGGGCAGUAUGCGACUACACUUUAUGCAACUUUCUAUGCAUCGUCCGGGGAAUACCCUACUGCUGGACAAUCUAACAUGAUUGUACCGAUAUCGACGAUGCUAAACAACACUGGCAACGAGGCUUCAGUCCCACCAGCAUUUUCUCUCAACGUGACGCUCCCGCAAAACACUGUUGAAAUCUACGCCGAGCUCUAUGCGUCCGGCAAUGGAGACGAGGAAUUCUGGUACUACAACGCAGCCGACGAAUAUCUCGGUUAUCUUCCGCCUGGCACAACAUACGGUGGAGGCCCUUUCCGUGAGGUUCGUCUCCUUGUGGAUGGCCAAGUUGCUGGUGUAGCCUUUCCGUAUGCUGUCAUUUUCACUGGCGGCAUAAAUCCCGGAGUUUGGAGGCCCAUCACAUCAUAUGGUGCAAUCGAUCUUCCUACCUACUUUCUUGAUCUCACACCAUUUGCACCGGUGUUCGCCGACGGCCUCCCACAUAAUGUAACUUUGGACGUCGCCUCCGCUGAAACAAAUCACACUCUCAACCAGAACUGGUAUGUUUCUGGACUCUUGCAGGUUGUCACGGACCCGUCGGGCAAACAAACGACGGGCAGCAUCACGACAUAUGAUGUUCAACCCUAUGCAAUAACGGAGACAACAGCGAGCAUCGGUGGCACAGAUAUCAAUAUCACGGUCAAUGCUCAGAGGUCCCUCAAAAUCGAGUCCACCAUUGUCAGCGGUAGUGGGACGACAAACAAUGUCGUUUUCCAACAGAGCAUGGACUUCACAAACACGCAAUAUUACCUCGACGACGCUAAUAUUCAGAACGUCGCGCAGAUAUCCUCCGGCUCAGUCAUCUCAACUCACAAUGGAGUCUCAGUUCUUACUGACAACUUUAACUAUCCCCUGUACAUCAACGUGACAGCCCUGGUUAAUAAUGAUACCGAGACAUUAUAUUAUACCACGUUCGAUCACUCGUAUGACCGUCAGCUUGUCCCUGCGCCUUUCAUCUUGGGAUCCGACAUUAGUGAGCGCCAGCAGACAGCGGGUUAUCUCACCAUCUUAACUUCGGGAGGUUCUGCUAACGGGACCAGCAACAACACCUUUUCGUACAUUGACACCAAGGGUAACACGUACGCUAGGGAUGUAGACGCUGCAUAUGACGUGAUUACCUAUGACGAACAGAGCGGGAGCCUUGCAACCACUUCCCUACCUACGUUCCCUUUGGUUUCCAACGCACAGUCCAUUCCCUGUGCAAGACUCCCAGGUGGACAGGGGAGUGUUUAACCCGUAGAUUAGUCAUAGCGAUAACAUCAUGAUACAUGUGAGAAGCUAUUUAUUUAACACAUGAUACAUGCAACGCCCGACAGGACCACCCUGAAGAGCAGUUAUUGGGGCGUGCCAGCACCCUCAUCGUCUUAAAUAACCCAUAUCCACAA